CGUGUUUGAUGGGCUUUGAUGGGAUGUCUAGGCACACACCUCAGGGGGCUGGAGACCACAGCCACAUAUGACCCAGCCAUGCAGGAGUUUGUCUUGAACAGUCCCACAGUCAGCUCCAUCAAAUGGUGGCCUGGAGGACUUGGAAAGACCACCAACCAUGCCAUAGUUCUAGCCCAGCUUUAUACUCAGGGAAAUUGCCACGGCCUACAUACUUUCAUUGUACCCAUCCGUGACAUGGACACACACGUCCCCUUGCCAGGUAUUGUUGUUGGAGAUAUCGGCCCCAAGUUUGGCUUCAGUGAAGUAGACAACGGCUACCUGAAACUAGAGAACGUGCGAAUCCCACGAGACAACAUGCUGAUGAAAUACGCCAAGGUGGAGCCAGAUGGAACAUAUCUGAAGCCACCAAGCGCCAAGCUGACCUACGGCACCAUGGUGUUCAUGCGCUCCUUGAUUGUAGGCAAGUCAGCCCAGGUCCUCUCCAAAUCCUGCACCAUCGCCAUCCGCUACAGUUCUGUUCGACACCAGUCUGAAAUCCGUCCGGGAGAACCAGAGCCUCAGAUCCUCGAUUACCAGACGCAGCAGUACAAGCUCUUCCCUUUGCUGGCUAUGGCCUAUGCCUUCACUUUUGUUGGCCAGUAUAUGAGCCAGACCUACCACCGCAUCAGUGGAGACAUCAACCAGGGGGACUUCAGUGAGCUGCCCGAGCUCCAUGCCCUGUCUGCUGGCCUGAAGGCCUUCACCACAUGGGCAACCAACUCUGCCAUCGAGGUGUGCCGCAUGUCAUGUGGCGGCCACGGCUACUCCCGCAGCAGCGCCUUGCCCGACAUUUACGUCAACUUCACCCCUACGUGCACCUACGAGGGAGAGAACACAGUCAUGAUGCUGCAGACUGCGAGAUUCCUGGUGAAGAGCUACCAGCAGGCUAAGGCAGGACAGCAGCUGAGCGGCAUUGUGUCAUAUCUGAAUGAACCAAAGCAUCAGAGGCUCCAGCCCCAGCCUGUCGCUGCCAGACCAACCGUGGUCGACAUAAAUGACCUGGCUAGCCUGGUGGAGGUCUACAAACAGCGAGCUGCCACUCUAGUUGAUCUGGCAGCUAAGAGCAUCCAGCAGGAGUUGCAGCUCAGGAAGAGCCAGGAGGACGCCUGGAACAACAGUGCUGUUGACCUGGUCAGAGCCACAGAUGCCCACUGUCACUAUGUUGUAGUGAAGCUCUUUACUGACAAGCUUGGGGAGGUCGGUGACACAGCGAUACACUCUGUGAUGUCGACCCUUGCUCUGCUGUAUGCCCUGAAUGGCAUUAAAAACAACUCUGGAGACUUCCUACAGGCUGGACUGCUGAAUGUGCCCCAGGUGCUGCAGGUUUCUGUUCGUGUCAAGGAGCUGCUGUCUCAGCUGAGGCCCAACGCUGUGGCACUAGUCGAUGCCUUCGACCACCACGACAGGAAGCUGAAUUCGGUCUUGGGACGAUAUGAUGGCAACGUGUAUGAGAACUUGUUUGAGUGGGCUCGCCGCUCACCGCUAAACUCCACAGAGGUCCAUGAAUCCUUCCACAAGUACCUGAAGCCCCUGCGGUCCAAACUGUGAGCACCUUGAUUCCUGGCUGAGACCCAUCAACACUGCAUUUAUAAGCAC
Anarrhichthys ocellatus (wolf-eel) is the source of this 1635-nucleotide messenger RNA. RefSeq names its product peroxisomal acyl-coenzyme A oxidase 1-like. The transcript has 11 exons. Bases 19 to 1587 code for a protein of 522 amino acids. Gene Ontology annotation, biological process: lipid homeostasis; very long-chain fatty acid metabolic process; fatty acid beta-oxidation using acyl-CoA oxidase. Lineage: Eukaryota; Metazoa; Chordata; Actinopteri; Perciformes; Anarhichadidae. Gene Ontology annotation, molecular function: fatty acid binding; FAD binding. Gene Ontology annotation, cellular component: peroxisome. The record is from RefSeq and is a predicted model, not a curated record.